AUGCCAGCGGCAUCGAAUGCCAGCUUUCCACUGGGGCACUUGAUGGUGACACACGGGAGAAGCAGUGCUGCAGAGCGCUUCGAACGGCUGGCAUCCAAGGCCUUCCUGACGCGGAAGAUCUCAGUGCUCCUGCCUGUGCAAGGCUUGCAGGGCCCGCAGCAGGCGCAGUUGCCCUCUCGUCUUCAGCUGCAGCGGCACAUGUUUCUUCUGGAGGAUGUGGCGCUGGAGUCUUUGGGUGAUCCAGCCUUCGUAAAAGAUGUCGAGAAGCUGGGCAUUGCAGGUCUCAGCCGGAGCCAGAGAGGCCUAGACUCAGGGAAUGUUUUGGCCUUGUUGCCCGUGGGUGGUGGUCGCCUGGUGUCAGCGCUGCAACUGCCGAGCUUCCAACGACUUGGGUUGGAGGAGCCGAUGCCAGGUACAAGUCAGCUUGAACAGAAGUAUUUGCCAAGUGGACAGCGGCAUGUGCAUGUGGAUUUGCCGAUCUCCAAGACAAGGGCCAAGCGGGCGGCCAAGCAGGGGGAAGUUGCAACCAGCCGUUGGCAAGCUUUGGUGCAGCCGUUGCAAGAGACGAUUUCAUUAGUUGCCUACUGCAACAAAGAGACAGGAGCUCCCUAUGAUUUCUUGCCUCUUCAGUCAUUUGGUGGAACAAUCUCUCAGAUGGAGGCGAUCCCCAACAUUGUGAAAUCAACUUUUGUAAAUCUCCGUUCGGAGGUUGCCUUGCCUAGUGCUUCUUGCUUGCGGCCUCCUAUCGAACAGCUGAUUUGUGAGCCCUCAAGUUGGCCUCAUGCCAAUGGACGUGAUUGCCACAAGGGGCUCUCCGAUGCUUUUGGUUCAGCCUGCGAAGACUUCUUGGACUGGCUCGGUGCACUUCAGCUCCAAUUGGAUCCCAACUUCGAUGGAGAGCUUUGGCAGGCCCUUCUGUGGACUAUGGGGGAGGGCCUGAUGGGUCCUGCACAGAUCAUGCACGCCUUGAGGAUUUGCCAAGAUGAAUUGCAAUCCCAUGCGGCAUGGUUUGUUCUAUCAAUUUGGGGCACAGAAGAUGCGCCCAUCUCUUAUCACGGGGGAGCACACAGCUUUGACAUGACGGGGGCUCAUCAUGUACAUUUACUCAGUAUGCGAGACAAUGCUCUAUUGAUCGAGGAGGCAAAUGCCCUUCAUUCGACUGUCGCUUGA
Molecule: messenger RNA, 1170 nt
Organism: Durusdinium trenchii
Lineage: Eukaryota; Dinophyceae; Suessiales; Symbiodiniaceae
Source: the annotation of a GenBank genome assembly